Molecule: messenger RNA, 560 nt
Organism: Syngnathus acus (greater pipefish)
Lineage: Eukaryota; Metazoa; Chordata; Actinopteri; Syngnathiformes; Syngnathidae
Gene: lsm10
Product: LSM10, U7 small nuclear RNA associated
Exons: 2
Coding region: 89-499 (136 amino acids)
Biological process (GO): mRNA 3'-end processing by stem-loop binding and cleavage
Cellular component (GO): cytoplasmic U snRNP body; nuclear body
Molecular function (GO): histone pre-mRNA DCP binding; U7 snRNA binding
Source: RefSeq, a predicted model, not a curated record
UUCCCUGUACCCGGAAGUGUUCGGCAUUCUUCCGCGAAGGCUUUUUCAAAAUGUGUUAUUUUCUAGUGGAUUAAAACGCAAGGAAGCCAUGGAGUCAGAAAAAACUGAGAGCCCGCUGUCAAGCCAAGUGGAGAACUUCAGCUCCAUCCGGGAGCGCACCAUUGCAGAGAACAGCAUGGUGGUGCUUCUCCAGGGCCUGCGAGGGGAGGUGACCACGGUGGACCUGAGGAACGAGAGCACUGCACGGGGCCGGGUGGUCAACGUGGACGCCUUCAUGAACGUACGCCUGGAGGAGGUGGUCUACCGUGACAGCAAGGGUCGCCAAACUCACUUGCAGGAUCUCUUCAUCACCGGUCGAAACAUCCGAUACGUUCAUAUCCCUGACCACAUGGACAUCAUGAAGACUAUACAGGGUCAGCUGGCCAAGAUCCACCGUGUCCGUAAUUUUGGAAAAGAGGGAGGAGGCAGAAAGGAGUAUGCCAAGAAGAAGACAAACUAAAUGAACUGAAGCUUUUUGAGUUUAUUUCUAAUAAAAAUAAAGCUUUAAUGAUAUAAAAUAA